Messenger RNA from Exserohilum turcica Et28A, 972 nucleotides. RefSeq lists its product as uncharacterized. Bases 68 to 763 code for a protein of 231 amino acids. The record is from RefSeq and is a predicted model, not a curated record. NCBI's taxonomy places the organism in Eukaryota, Fungi, Ascomycota, Dothideomycetes, Pleosporales, Pleosporaceae. Gene Ontology annotation, molecular function: translation elongation factor activity; guanyl-nucleotide exchange factor activity. The transcript has 3 exons. Gene Ontology annotation, cellular component: cytosol; eukaryotic translation elongation factor 1 complex. Gene Ontology annotation, biological process: translational elongation.
UUGACUCCUCCUUCAACCACACCUCUCCGUUUCUCGCUCUCCCUACGCACAUUGAAUUCCUGCAAACAUGGGCUUCACCGAUCUCGUUUCCGACGCGGGCCUGACCCUCCUCAACCACUACGUCAAGACGCGCUCGUACAUUGUUGGUUACUCGCCAUCGCAGGCCGAUGUCAAGGUCUUCCAGCAGAUCAAGGAGGUCCCCGCCCCUGAGAAGUACCCCUACGCAUGGCGCUGGUACAACCACAUCCUCACCUUCCAGGGCGAGUUUGACUCGCUUCCUGGCGACCCAACCAAGGAGUUCACUGCCUACGGCCCCGAAUCGUCAGAGGUUACCCUGAACCCCGCCAAGGCUCCUGAGAAGGAGGCUGAGGAGGACGACGACGAGGUGGACCUGUUUGGCAGUGACGACGAGGAGGAGGAUGCCGAGGCUGCCAGGAUCAAGGAGGAGCGUCUGGCCGAGUACAACAAGAAGAAGGCCGGCAAGACCAAGCCUGCCGCCAAGUCGAUUGUCACCCUUGACGUCAAGCCAUGGGAUGACGAGACAAACAUGGACGAGCUCAAGGCGAACGUGCUCGCCAUUGAGAAGGAUGGCCUCGUCUGGGGUGCGUCCAAGUUGGUCGCUGUCGGUUUCGGUAUCAAGAAGCUUCAGAUCAACUUGGUCGUCGAGGACGAGAAGGUGUCGCUAGACGAGCUCCAGCAGCAGAUUGAGGAGGACGAGGACCACGUCCAGUCUACCGACGUUGUUGCCAUGCAGAAGCUGUAAAGGAGUUGCUGCCACGGGCGUUUUGAUGACCAUUUGACGAAGAGUAUUCAUGAUGAUGACGGAGGGUUUGGGCUCGGUUCACGGUUUGACGUCUUUAUGAGCAGUCGCUAGACGAGAGCCAAAAAUGACGACAUGGUAGAGAUACCAGCUCCCACUGCGGGACGACAAGAUGCGUUUUGCCACAUGCAAUGGUGACUCGACAUGGACGG